This is a messenger RNA of Toxotes jaculatrix (banded archerfish), 3562 nucleotides long. RefSeq names its product WD repeat domain 75 (gene wdr75). Gene Ontology annotation, biological process: positive regulation of rRNA processing; positive regulation of transcription by RNA polymerase I. Gene Ontology annotation, molecular function: protein binding; RNA binding. The coding region runs from base 317 to 2821 and encodes 834 amino acids. The record is from RefSeq and is a predicted model, not a curated record. The transcript is spliced from 22 exons. Lineage: Eukaryota; Metazoa; Chordata; Actinopteri; Toxotidae. Gene Ontology annotation, cellular component: nucleolus.
AAACUGGGAUUGUUCUCACAGGAAUGAACGGUUCAGAAGCGAAACAACGACCAGCUGAUCACACAGCAUUCACCAGAGACACUAAAUGAAGAUGUUUUCCCAUAAUUGACUUCUAUACGUUUAAAUACUUUAUUCACACAGAAAACAAACAAACAAACAAACAAACAAAACUAACUGGAAAAGCAGAAUCACGACAAUUCAGUUCAGUUCAGGUGGCAGUAAAGCGUCAAUAGCCUGGCUCGCCGCGCAGUGAACGAACACACGAAGAAGAAGAAGGGGUCAGCGGUCAGAGGUGAAAGUUGACUUUAGCAAAAACAUGGUUGAACACGGGGAUAUCCGCGUGGUUCACCGAGGCGGCAGUAAAAUAAACUUCAGGGAACCUGUCAUAACCAAUGAUUCAAGGUUCCUGCUGUGCGCCUCGGGAGAGUGUGUGAAGGUGUUCAGCACCUCCACAGAGGAGUGUAUCCACGACCUGCGGGGACACACCGACCUGGUGACAGGUGUGCAGCUCAAGCCCUCCAACCAUCUGCAGGUCUACUCUUGCUCAGCAGAUGGCACUGUCAGACUCUGGGAUUUCACAGAUGGCAUCCUUAUUAAGACUUAUGUCAUCGGAUACCCAGUUUACUCCAUCUUCACAUCUGCAAACCAUGAAGGAAUCAUCUUUAUUGUUACUCCUGUGCUAUGUGACAAAAGAUCUGAGUUGUUCCAGCUGGUUGCGGUACAUCUGCCGCAGAGCGGAGAUCAGCUGGUGGAGACCCGAGAGCUUUCUGCUGUACUUAGUGACGUGGGCUCCAACCCAGCGGCCAUUGCCUUCGGUAGAGGGGGGGAAUAUAUUGCUGCAGCUAAAAGUCAACAGCUCGAGGUCUACUUCUUCAAGAAGCAGAAGUCAUACAGAUUCUUCCUCAAAGAAGAUAACAAGAAAGGACGGAAGAACACGUUCACAUGCGUUGCCUGCCACCCAAAAGAUGACUGCAUCGCCACCGGGCAUGAAGAUGGCAAGAUUCGUCUGUGGAGAAACUUCAACCACAAGAAGGAGUACACGUACUCCACUCUGCACUGGCACCACAGUGCUGUCAGCUCAGUGUGCUUCACUCCAGAAGGCACCAACCUGCUGAGCGGGGGCGUGGAGUCCGUGCUCGUCCAGUGGCGAUACAACCAAGAGAGCCAGAAGGACUUCCUGCCUCGCCUGGGUGCUGCCAUCACACACAUCACUGUCUCACCUGACGGAGCGCUGUUCUGUACCUCACACAGUGACAACAAGAUCACUAUCAUCCAGAGUUGUGUUAAAGUAUCAGCUGUCAUUCAGGGCCUGGUCAAAGGAGAAGGUGUGAGGACAGACCUGAUGGUGGACCCACGCAGCAAAGCCUUGGUGCUGAACGGCAAACCAGGCCACCUGCAGUUUUACUCCCUCCAAAGAGACAAACUGCUGUACAAUCUGGACAUCGUGCAGCAGGAGUACAUCCAUGAGUCGGGCCUGCAGCAGUUCGAGGUGGUCAGGGCGGCUUUUGAUGCCUCUGGAAACUGGCUGGCGACUGUGGAAGAAAGAAAACAGGACGUUGCUGAGUUGGAGCUUAAUUUGAAAUUCUGGGCAUUUGAUGAACAAACACAGAGUUUUGUGCUGAACACGACCAUCUCGGCCCCCCACGAGGCCCGGAUUACAGCCAUGUGCUUUUGCCAUGCCGCCGACAGCCAGACCUCCAUGCUGGUUUCCACCAGCCGGGAUGGACACUUCAAAGCCUGGCAGCUGGCCCCACCAGCCCACACAGAGGAUGAAGGUCCUUCCUGGUCGUGCGAUUUCGUCGGAGCCUAUCACAGGCUGGUGCCUGAAUGCUGCUGUUUCUCCGCCGAUGGUUCUCUGCUGGCUGUCAGCUUUCAGGAGGUGGUGACAGUGUGGAGCCCGUCCUCCUGGGAGCUCCUGACAACUCUGUCCCAGCCGCCAGGAGCCGUCAGGGAUCUUUGUUUUGGGCGACUAAGCUGUUCCAAGUAUCUGCUGGGAACCAACAUGAACAACCUGCUCCUCUGCUGGAACCUCCUCACCUGCUCCUUGGAGUGGAGCACCUCCAUGGACACCAGCCUGCUGCUGGCUGACCCCCUCUCUGAGAACAUGGCGGCCUUCUGCUGUCAGUCUGGAUGCACCGACUUGUUUGUGUUUAAGCCCAAUGAGCCUCGGCCGCUGUUUUCCCAUAAGGCUGUGUGUUCGGGGAAGGUGACUCGUGCUGUCUUUGCCCCGAGGGAGGAGAUGCUGGAGAGCUGUGAGGAGAGCAGCCAAUGGCUCAACUGCUCCCAGCUCUUCUUCCUCACUCAGUACACGGACCUCCUGACGUUCACCACCAAGGCAGAGGAGGACAGACUGAUGGCUUCCAGCAAACAGCUUGUGAUCGAUGACAGUGUUGCCAUGACACCGUUCUACCUGUUGCUGGGGAAACACAGACAGCAGCAGGACACUCAAGACACACUGAGCAGCCUGUCUGCUGAGAGGACACCUCUACCACAGGGAUCUGUUGCUAUUAAGGAGCUUCUGCAGACCCCAGCCCACGUCCUGCCCUCUACCUCUUUCCUGUGCUCCAUGUUUGUACAGUCUCUGCUCAUCUCGGUCACAGACUCCAGGGAGGAAAGCAAAUAUGCUGAAGAGGAAAUGCAGAGCGAGAAAGAGGAAGAGGAUUCGGAGGGGGAAAUGGAAUCCAGGACCUCGAGACUAGAGGAGACAUCACUGGGAGCAACAGAGACUGCAGCCCCCCCUCUGACAAAAGCCCAGGUUAGGGAACUGAGGAGGGUGAAGAAACUUGACCACAGUUGGCUUGCAGGUCUCCUGGACUCUUGAACAUGACCAUGUACAAAAACACACUCACCCAGAUACAGUGCCUAUAAAAAGUUUUCACCACGUCAGUAGAUUUUGUUUUUUUUGGUUAAUGUUAAGUAUUUUAUGUCACAAUUUAAUCAUAAUGGAUUUCUUUUGGAAAGAAAAACCAAUGUUGGAGUUCUGAAAUAUUUCACUGUGUAAGUAUUUGACCCCUUGGGAGCAGUUACAGGCUCAAAUCAAUGUGGAACAGUUUUCCACUUUGUAACAAUAAAAAAAGAAAUCCCCCCUCGUUUUCUAUGUCAAAGUGCUGAGGCUCUGUUGCACAACAGUUGUGUGUGAAGAACUUUGCUGUGUUGUCGGAUACCUCCACCAGACUGGCUACAGGACGUUGUGUAUUUUUGCUGAUGGACAGUCUCAUUCCAGUCUUCCACAUGUUUGCUGGCAAAAGUUAGCUGAGGAUAUUGUGUUGUUUCAGUGUUCUCAGGCAAAGGAGAAGCUGUUGUGCAUCGAGUCUAUUUGGUGGGAAACUAAGGUGCAACUUGUGCAGCUGGAACAUGAUUGGUUAAUGUUACAGUACAAUGAAGAAUUGUCUCCUUACAUAUCCUUACAUAAAAGCAAAUCUGCAGCUGAAAGUUAAAACGUGAAGAAAUCUGAGGGCGUGGUGACAACUUUUUACACACACUGUAUCCAUGUACAUGUAUUUGCAUUUACACAUUUUUCUAGACUUUGAGAUUUAAUAAAAAGCUGUAACCCUUUCUUUAA